Hippopotamus amphibius kiboko is the source of this 12216-nucleotide messenger RNA. It is a transcript of the gene USP25, whose product is annotated as ubiquitin specific peptidase 25. Lineage: Eukaryota; Metazoa; Chordata; Mammalia; Artiodactyla; Hippopotamidae. Gene Ontology annotation, cellular component: nucleus; cytosol. Gene Ontology annotation, molecular function: cysteine-type deubiquitinase activity; cysteine-type endopeptidase activity; protein binding. The transcript is spliced from 28 exons. The record is from RefSeq and is a predicted model, not a curated record. The coding region runs from base 433 to 3927 and encodes 1164 amino acids. Gene Ontology annotation, biological process: regulation of protein stability; protein deubiquitination.
AGUCGCGGCGGGAGGAGGACAGCGCCAUUCCGGCCGGCCGCUCCCUCUGUCCCCUUCCCUUCCCCGCAGUGGCCCGCGAGCCACCAGGGAAGGAGCGCGCGCGCGCGUGACGCGUCCGGGCUUGCUCGCGUCCUCCCGCGCCCCAGCGUCCGCCGGCCGCUCAUGGCCCGGGCCGCGGCCGACGAGCCGCUCUGAGGCGGGCCGCACGGAGUCGUGGGGCCGCCACCGUGGCCCUCGCUGUCCACGCCUCGCCGCCAGCCCGCGGUGCCCGCGCACGCCGGCCGCCAUCGCCUUCGCGCCUGGCUGGCGGGGGCGCUGCCCUCCCCGGGCGUCCGCGCCGCUCCCUGGAGCUCGGCGGAGCGUGGCAGUCAGGGCCGGCGGAGGCGCGAGGAGCCGGACGCCGCCGGUAUCGCCGCCGGCGCCGCAGGGGCCAUGACUGUGGAGCAGAACGUGCUGCAGCAGAGCGCGGCGCAGAAGCACCAACAGACGUUUUUGAAUCAGCUGAGAGAAAUUACUGGGAUUAAUGAUGCCCAGAUACUACAGCAAGCCUUGAAGGAUAGUAAUGGAAACUUGGAACUAGCAGUGGCUUUCCUGACUGCGAAGAAUGCCAAGACCCCUCAGCAGGAGGAGACAACUUACUACCAAACAGCGCUUCCUGGCAAUGAUAGAUACAUCAGUGUGGGAAGCCAAGCAGAUACAAGAAAAAAACAGUAUAUGCCCACCAGAACGAGAUGUGCUACAAUUGAGCAAUCAAAGUAUGGAUCAAAAGAUAAGAGGGAUUUGGAUGUGAUUGAUCUCACUGGAGAUGAUAAAGAUGAUCUUCAGAGAGCAAUUGCCUUGAGUUUGGCGGAAUCAAACAGGGCGUUCAGGGAGACUGGAAUAACUGAUGAGGAGCAAGCCAUUAGCAGAGUUCUCGAAGCCAGCAUAGCAGAAAAUAAAGCAUGUUUGAAGAGGACACCUACUGAAGUUUGGAGAGAUUCUCGAAACCCUUAUGAUAGAAAAAGGCAGGACAAAGCUCCUGUUGGACUAAAGAAUGUUGGCAAUACUUGCUGGUUUAGUGCUGUUAUUCAGUCAUUAUUCAAUCUUUUGGAAUUUAGAAGACUAGUUCUGAAUUACAAGCCUCCAUCAAAUGUUCAAGAUUUACCCCGAAACCAAAAGGAGCAUCGGAAUUUGCCUUUUAUGCGUGAGCUUCGGUAUCUAUUUGCACUUCUUGUUGGUACUAAAAGGAAAUAUGUUGAUCCAUCAAGAGCAGUUGAAAUUCUUAAGGAUGCUUUCAAAUCAAAUGACUCCCAGCAGCAAGACGUGAGUGAGUUUACACACAAAUUAUUAGAUUGGUUAGAAGAUGCCUUCCAAAUGAAAGCUGAAGAGGAGACGGAUGAAGAGAAGCCAAAGAACCCCAUGGUAGAGUUGUUCUAUGGAAGAUUCCUAGCUGUGGGAGUGCUUGAAGGUAAAAAAUUUGAAAAUACUGAAAUGUUUGGUCAGUACCCACUUCAGGUCAAUGGAUUCAAAGAUCUACAUGAGUGCCUAGAAGCUGCCAUGAUUGAAGGAGAAAUUGAGUCUUUACAUUCAGAAAAUUCAGGAAAAUCUGGCCAAGAGCAUUGGUUUACCGAACUACCACCUGUGUUAACAUUUGAAUUGUCAAGAUUUGAGUUUAAUCAGGCAUUGGGAAGACCAGAAAAAAUUCACAACAAAUUAGAAUUUCCUCAAGUUUUGUAUCUGGACAGAUACAUGCAUAGAAACAGAGAAAUAACAAGAAUUAAGAGGGAAGAGAUCAAGAGACUAAAAGAUUACCUCACAGUAUUACAACAAAGACUUGAAAGAUAUUUAAGCUAUGGUUCGGGUCCCAAACGAUUCCCAUUGGUGGAUGUUCUGCAGUAUGCAUUGGAAUUUGCCUCAAGUAAACCUGUUUGCACUUCUCCUAUUGAUGACAUUGAUGCUAGUUCCCCAUCUAGUGGUUCUGUACCAUCACAGACAUUACCAAGCACAACAGACCAGCAGGGAGCUCCUUCUUCAGAACUGCCAAGCACAUCACCCGCAUCAGUGGCUGCUAUUUCAUCGAGAUCAGUAAUACACAAACCAUUCACUCAGUCUCGGAUUCCUCCAGAUUUGCCCAUGCAUCCAGCACCAAGACACAUAACAGAAGAAGAACUCUCUGUGCUAGAAAGCUGUUUACAUCGCUGGAGGACAGAAAUAGAAAAUGACACCAGAGAUUUGCAGGAAAGCAUAUCUAGAAUCCAUCGCACAAUUGAACUAAUGUACUCUGACAAAUCUAUGAUCCAAGUUCCUUAUCGCUUACAUGCUGUUUUAGUUCAUGAAGGCCAAGCUAAUGCCGGGCACUACUGGGCAUACAUUUUUGAUCAUCGUGAAAACAGGUGGAUGAAGUACAAUGAUAUUGCUGUAACAAAAUCAUCAUGGGAAGAGCUAGUGAGGGACUCUUUUGGUGGUUAUAGAAAUGCCAGUGCAUACUGUUUAAUGUACAUAAAUGAUAAGCCACAAUUCUUAAUACAAGAGGAGUUUAAUAAAGAAACUGGGCAGGCCCUUGUUGGAAUAGAAACACUACCACCAGACUUAAGAGAUUUUGUUGAGGAAGACAACCAGCGAUUUGAGAAAGAACUAGAAGAAUGGGAUGCACAACUUGCCCAGAAAGCUUUACAGGAAAAACUUUUAGCAUCUCAGAAGUUGAGAGAGUCAGAGUCUUCUGUGACAGCAGCACAAGCAGGAGAACCAGAAUAUCUAGAGCAGCCAUCAAGAAGUGAUUUCUCAAAGCACUUGAAAGAAGAAACUAUUCGAAUAAUUACCAAGGCAUCACAUGAGCAUGAAGAUAAAAGUCCUGAAACAGUUUUGCAGUCGAAACCUGAAAAUACCACAAGCCAACCACCUUCUAACCAGCAAGUUAUAGAGGUGGCGAUUCCUCAUGUAGGGAAAUUUAUGAUUGAGUCAAAGGAGGGGGGUUAUGAUGACGAGAUCAUGAUGACGCCGAACAUGCAAGGUAUUAUCAUGGCGAUAGGUAAAUCCAGGAAUGUAUAUGACAGGUGUGGCCCUGAAGCAGGGUUCUUUAAGUUCCAUUGCCAUACAAAAAGUCUUCUUCAACCCAAGGCAAUUAAGUUGGAAUAUUCAAGGUUGGUUAAAUUGGCCCAAGAAGAUACCCCACCAGAAACAGACUAUCGCUUACAUCAUGUAGUAGUCUACUUUAUCCAGAAUAAGGCUCCAAAGAAAAUCAUUGAGAAAACAUUGCUAGAACAAUUUGGAGAUAGAAAUUUGAGUUUUGAUGAAAGGUGUCACAACAUAAUGAAAGUUGCUCAGGCCAAAAUUGAAAUGAUAAAACCUGAAGAAGUAAACUUGGAGGAGUAUGAGGAGUGGCAUCAGGAUUAUAGGAAAUUCAGGGAGACAACCAUGUAUCUGAUAAUUGGGCUAGAAAAUUUUCAAAGAGAAAGUUAUAUAGAUUCCUUGCUGUUCCUUAUCUGUGCUUACCAGAAUAACAAAGAACUCUUGUCCAAAGGCCCGUUCAGGGGACAUGAUGAAGAAUUGAUAUCACAUUAUAGAAGAGAAUGUUUACUAAAAUUAAAUGAGCAAGCUGCAGAACUGUUUGAAUCUGGAGAGGAUCGAGAAGUAAACAAUGGCCUGAUUAUCAUGAACGAGUUUAUUGUUCCAUUUUUGCCCUUGUUACUGGUGGAUGAAAUGGAAGAGAAAGAUAUGCUUGCUGUAGAAGAUAUGAGAAACCGAUGGUGUUCCUAUCUUGGACAAGAAAUGGAAUCAAAUCUCCAAGAGAAGCUGACAGACUUUCUGCCAAAACUGCUCGAUUGUUCUACGGAGAUUAAAGGUUUCCAUGAGCCGCCGAAGUUACCUCCGUACUCCACGCAUGAACUCUGUGAGCGAUUUGCCCGAAUCAUGUUGUCCCUCAGUCGAACGCCUGCUGAUGGAAGAUAAACUGCACAUACUUUCCCUAAACACACUGUAUAAACGUUUUUUAGUUCUUAACCCUUGCCUUCCUGUCACAGGGUUUGCUUGUUGCUGCUAUAGUUUUUAACUUUUUAUUUUAAUAACUGCAAAAGACAAAAUGAUUCUACAGACUUUAGCCAGACCACAAACAAUAAAGCUGAGAAUCGCAUGGCGCUCAGACAUUGUUUUAACCAGAACUGAUGUAUAAUUACAAAUCCGAUUGAUUUUAUUAUGGCAAAACCAUGCUUUUGCCACUUUUCUGUUACAGUAUUACUUUGCUUUUUUCUUUAUCUACAGCUUUCCAUUCAGUCUGGAUCCUCCGUGACUACAGCCAUUUAAGUGUUCAGCACUGUGUACAAUACAUAAUAUUUGGUAGCUUGUAAAUGAAAUUAAAGAAUAAAGUUUUAUUUAUGGCUACCUAUGUGUUUGUAAGCAGGUAUAUUGUAUAUUAGUGUAUUUUUUUAGUUAUAUAAAUGAUUUUGUCUGGGGACUGUUUAAGAUUGGGUGAUAAAAAGAUUGAUACAGACUUUUAAUUUUGAUCUAAUGUUAGCAAGCUAGAUAUUUACUAAGUAUUUGACACUUAAAUAUAUCUAUAUUUUUGACUAAGUUGUUAAACUUAGUGUGGCACCUAAACCUGUUUUGAAUUCAAAUCAGGUUUUCACUGAAGUGAGCGGCUAAUAUUUAAGUCAACCACACUGAAACUUUUAACCUUUUCUUAGAUUAACCUUUUAUUUUUUUAUGUAUUUACGUAUAGUAUAGCAAGGUAAUUAUUUCAAGAGAUACCGGGAAAAAAGUACUUGAAUAAGGGCUAUUUAAUAGUGAAACUUAUAAGAAAUAUGUAUAUGUAUAUAUAUACAUACAUACACACAUGUACACACACACAUUCUUCAUAAUGGAGGACAGUGUUUGCAUUAUAUAAUCAUUCUAUUUUUGUAAAUUGUAUACUACUUUAAUUGAAAAUGUUCUCUACUAAUCAAUGCUGUGAAAUGAAGUUGAUAUUGUUGAACUAGUUAUGAGUAUCUUACCUGCAUUUAUUUACCUCCUUUUCAAAAAGGAAAAAGCUGUAGAACAUUUUGUAGAUUGAACUGCUGUUUAAGAUUAAUGAAGUAAUAUUGUGAAUGAAAUUCAAUGCUUUAAAGGUAAUCACGUUACCAACAACCUAUUUUUGAAUUUAUAAAAAUUUCUUUAUAAAUGAUACUUUGUUAGCAUAGUAAAAUAUAUCAUUAUACUAUGUGUAUGUUUGUUAUAGCGUCGCCAAAACAAGUGCUCUUUAUAAGUGCCUCUCAUAAGAGAUCCUGGAUGGAGGAGGAACAAGAAAAUAUUAAGCUAUUAUAUAAUACUCCUUAUAAGGUAUCAAUGUACAGCUAAGGUAUUAAUGACAAAGAAUUGGUACUAUUUCUGUUGUAAAGUUAGAUUUUGCAUAUUAUAGCCAUCGGAAUGUGUUUUGGUUUAGAUUUUAAAUUCUCUACUGAGCAGAAUUAGUAUUCUGCAUCAGAGUCCUGUUGAAAGCUUAGAAACUUCAUAUGUAUCAUCAAAGCAUUUAUAAAGUAUGUUAAAUAUUUUAUGGUAUUCCACCAUAAUGGUAAAGUUGUUUGUGUUUAUGUGUGUAAUUGACCACUGAGACACAAACUGCUAAAUACCAUAUGGAAAUUACUCCUUUUACAAGGCACAUCCAGGUAAGUAUUAUUAUCAUAUUUACUCUGUACUUAAAAGCCAGUUUAUUCAUUCCUAGUUAUGAACCUGAAGUUCUUAUUUAAAGAAGUGACUUUUUUCAAGACCUAGGAAAACAGUUUGUUUUUAUAUCAGCUUUUAAUCUAGUCUUAAGUUUUAGGUCAGUGAAAUUUUCUUACAUUAUUUACUGGAUUAAAUAUAACUUAUGGCUAGUAAUUUAAAAAUUGAAACCGCAUAGAGCUGUUGUCCGUGGCAGAUUUCACUCUGAUUUAAUGAUUCUCGUUUUCAUUACUAUAGUACUCCCUUCCCACUCCCCCAGAAUUACAUUUUGAAAUAAUUUAGGGUAGAAUUCAAAUAGAUAGAAGUGAAGACUUGUAGGAACUUCGUACAAACAUUGUGUAUAAGGAGACUAUAGCCAUGAGUGAACCUGUGAUGAGACCCCAUGAUACUUUUCAGAUUCGUUAAGAUACAAUAUACUACAAAAUAAGUAGUUCUCAAAGUGUGGUCUCCAGACCCGCAGCUUUUCGGCAUCAUCUGGGGACAUGUUAGAACUGAAAAUUUUUGAGCCCCACAUCAAAACUACUGACUAACACUUGUUAAAACUUGAAGAGUUAACAAGUUUGAACAAGUCCUUGAGAAGAUUUUGAGAUCUGCUGAAGGCUGAGAACCACAGCACUAAGUAAAACUAUCAGUAGCAUUUUAUACACCUUAAAUGGAUGAUAUUUAACUUCUGUUCACUUUUGAAUCCUUGUUGUUGGAAACUCAUUAUGUGCCUCACUGGCAAUUUCAAGGAAGUGACUAAAAAUUCUUUUGCUUGGUUUUAGAUUUGAGACUGAGGUGGAUCCUCUCCUCCUGUAUCUAAUUCUCUAUAUCUAGUUCAGUGCCUUUGUUUUAUGAUUCAGAAUUGUUGACUUCGGCUUCUGAGUCCUGUUGUCAUCCCCUAGUGUACAAUCUCACAGCAUACUUGGGAAGAGUGAGUAGGGAUACACUUGUAUAAUCAUUUUUUUUUUAAUUUACUUUACAUUGUUAAACAGGUUAAAUAUUAUUUGUUGUGUCCAUGAUAACCUCAUCUGAAAUAAGUGUAUUAUUCUGUUAGGGCUGCCAUAAGUACCACAGACUGUGUGGCUUAAAAAAAUAAGUUUAUUUCCUCACAGUUUUAGAGGCUUAGAAGUCCAAGAUCAAUAUGUUUGCAGGUUUAGUUUCUCCUGAGGCCUCUCUCCUUGCCUUGAAGAAGGUAGCCUUCUCACUUUUUCCUCACAUGGCCUUUUCUCUGUGCAUAUGUGCAUCUCUGGUGUCUCUUCCUGUUCUUACAAGGAUACCAGUCAUACUGGAUUGGGGCCCCACCCUUACAACCUCAUUUAAUCUUAAUUACCUCUUUAAAGGUCCUAUUUCCAAAUACAGUCCAUUGGAGGUAAGGGCUUCAACAAAUGAAUUUGGGGGUGGGAGACACAGUGCAGUCCACAGUAUGUGACGGCCCAGUUUAUAUACCUCCAUUCCAGACGCAAAAGUAUUGUUGUUACAGGAUCACUGUGCAAAUAUCUGUAGUUCUGUACUUUCAUCUGCUUUUUUUUUUUAAUAAACUUUCAACUUUAUUCUAAAAAUUGUAUCAGUUAUAGCAAACCAAGUUAGAAGUUGCUCGCAAUACAUCCAUCUAAUCAUUUCAGUGUGUUUUCAUUGAACAGAUUUUUGCUGAAUGAAUGAAAUAGUUCAUGAUGGCUUGCCCUCGUUCAUAUGUUUAUUAGUUUCACUUAACAUUAUACCAUAGAUCUGUUUCUGUUUUGCUGGUGUUUUUAUUCUUACCUACUUUAUAUCCCUAUUCCCCAGCCAGUACUGGAGGCACUGGUGUUAAGCAUUGUGAACACGUGUUUUUCCAUGUUUUGAUAUGUUAUGCGGUGCAUACACGUAAGCAUUGGUGGGGGUUUUUUUAGGGGGGAUGUGGGUGAAAAGGGAGGAGGGGGUCAUUGCUUUUAAAAAAUGAGAAAAAGUCUGUUUUACACAUGCUUCCCCCUCCCCCCUCCUGAACUUUCUAGCCUCUAAUUCCUUCUUUUUCUAAUUAGCCAUUUGGUAGAGGUGACUUCCAAUAGUCAAAUAAUAAGUACUAUAAUAUUACUAAUAAAAGUAAAUGAGUCAUGGUUGAGAGAACUGUAUACACAGUUGAAUGCACACAAAUGCACACACCAGAAUUUCAAAUAUUCUUAUUUAUUUCAUGCACAGUUCUUUCACACCUUCACUACCAUCCUAGACCUCCUAUUCAGUGCAGCACCAGUAAAAUAGCAUGAUCUUAGCUUUACCUUACCAAGAAAGUUGGGGAGCUUGGGUGUGAGCCCCUUCAACUUUUCACCUCCAUACCUGUAAAUUUACAGUUAAUUAUUAACCAGGAUGUGAUAAGGGUAGAUAUUAUUGAUAACCCAGUGUUAGGAAAAUGUGAAUAAAAGCAAAUGUGGUAUAAAAUGAAUUUAUAAACUUAGUUAAAAGUACGUUGGGGGACAUAUUUUCUCUUAUGCAGAAUUGCAGAGCUCCUUUUUUACUUUCCUAGUCCAAAUCCUGUAUAGUAUGUUUGUCCUUUAGCAAAUGGUUCUUUUUCAAUAAUCUGCGGCUAGAUACUUAACCCUAGUUGUGCAUCAAAAGCGUAUGAGGAGCUUUCUUGACAAGAGGUGUCUACCUCCUGUGUAUCAUUUGGAUUCGCAAAAGCCUUAAAGUGAGAACUGUUUUGAGAACAUUUGGUAGGUGCAUGUCCAACUGUAAUUUUUCUAGGGAUCACCUGUGGCCCUCCCCUCAGAGACUCAUUGAGCCUGGUGGAGGCUGUAGGGUGGAGAAAUUUGCUUUUUGCAUUACUGUAUGUCACAUGAGAAGGCAGGGGAUUUAAAUUUGCUGCUGCCCCCUUCAGCCAUACAGCACGCCCAGUUUAGUCUGUGCUCCAGCCGAAGCUGCACUCAAAUGUUUUUCAGUCCUUAGCUUAGUGGACGUCUCUCUCUUCCGAGUGGCUGAGAGGGCAGCUCUACAACCAGACUGCCCGUGUCCAGAUCUUGGCUCAGCUCCUUACUGUGUUUAUCUUGAGUGAACUCUUUACCUCUUCUGUGCCUAAGUUUCUUCAUCAGUAAAAUAGGAUUACAGUAAAAACUGCCUUAUAUGAUUCUUUUGAAAGAUUAAACAGGUUUCUAUUUUUAAAAAGUUAGAAAAUGCCUGCCACAAAGUAAUGUGUUCACUAAUUGUCAGCCGUUUCAUAAUUUGUCACUAUUGGCUUCUGCUCAUGAUUUUCAGAAUCUCUGCCUUCCUGAGACAGGUUUCUUUGGACAACCCUCAUACCUACCUGCAUUCUAUGUUGUUUUCUUUCUACUCCUUAAAUAUCAGUAUUGUCAAGGUUCUGUACUUGGUCCUCUUCUAACUCUUCACCCUUCUUGGAUGGUCAUGUCUGCUAGUUUGUCUUCCUGUACUGCCUACAUACUUAUGAUUCACAAGUUUGUGUUCCUAACCAAACCUCCCUUGUGCAUGUUAGAGCCACAUGUAUGUCCACUUGUCUGUUCAACAUAGGAACUUGGAUGUUUCAUAGGCACUUUAAACUUUGCAUAUCCAAAACUGAAUUCACUACUUCUUCCCAAGCCUGAUUCUCUUAUAUUCUCUUGGUAAAUGAUACAAUGAUUCAAAAAUAGGGAAUUAUUCUCAAAUCUGCAUUUUUAUUUCCCAUUGAUUACCAGGUGUCAACAGGUCAGCUUUUUAAUACCUUGCCCAUGCAUCCCUUCACUACUAUGUUGAUAAGGUUUCUCAUCUUUUAAUUUGGACAGUUGGAUUUGGCCCUGAGUGUCCUAUCUUUGACCUUGCCCCCUUAAUCCAUCUUUCAUACUGUUGGCAGAUAACCUUCCAAAGAGGUUUUGCAUAUCUGUCGUCCAUUGCUGGGCUGAACUCCUUUAAAGGGAAGUAGUAUCUCCUGUUUUUGUAGCCCUAGUACCUGUUAAAAUGUCUGGCAAUUUAAUAAAGGUGCAGUCUUGCAGGUUGUCUGGUCCUCCAGUCACCUUAGACCUGCAUGGUCUAGUAUGAUAGCCACUAGCCACCUGUGGCUAUUUAAAUUUAAAUCAAAUAAAAUUAAAAUUAGUCAUCCUAGCCGUAUUUCAAAUUCUCAAUAGCCACAUGUGGCUAUUGGCUACCAUAUUGAAUGACAUAUUUUAGAACAUUUCUGUUAUCACAAAAAGUUUCAUUGGAAAGAGCUACCUCAGACCCUUGCUGAUACAGACAUCUUCCUCUAUUAACACCCCUGGAAAAUUCAGGCACCCUCAAAGGGCUAACCUGAACAAACUGGCCCUCAGCAUUUACGCCUCCUUACCUUGAUUCUGCCAUUAACCACUUUACUGCAUCUGCUCUUCAGAGAGCACCUCUACCAGUCAGGAGAGCCCACACAAGGUAUUUCGACAGUGGAAAUGUGGUAGAGGCAUUAGAGGGUAACCCAGAGAGCCUAGCUGCAGGAUGCAGCUACUGUUCCUGGGGGUAGGGAAACAAAAGGGGAAAAGUUGGGGUUACCGGAACCUUGGCGCUGCAAAAAAGGGGUCCCCAUGGAGUUGGUGCUCAAACCUCUGAGAAGGUUCACCACCUAAGUGCUCUUGCUACUUCUGAGGGAUGCAAUGAAGAUAGUUGUAGAAGUUCUGAAAGUAGUUGAAAACUGGAAUCAAUUGAAAUUAUUAGGUCACUGGUAGGAAUGGCAAGCAAAGACAAAGAAGUAAAUCUUGAUUUCCUCUUUCUACUCUACAGCUUUUCUCUAGUACUUCAUGGUGACAGAACCUACAUGGAGUGCAGCCAAGAGAUCAGGAAAAUGCAGUUUGCAGAGUCCCAGCCCCACCAUCACAGAGCAGGGAUAAAAGGGUAGAACUGGAGCUGAGAAACAGUAGGUAUAGAACCUACACACUAGUUUCCCCUCAAAGAUUUUCUUUUUAUCCAAGUAUGAUAAUCACUAAAAUGCUACAUAUUCAGAAAUGUAUCAUAGACUGUCUCUGGGACCUCAAGAGUAAAUACACUAGUUCUGAUUGAAAUCUUGCUGCUUUUUUUUUUAAGUCAAAUAAGACUGUUUAAUGAUGCUAUUUAACGCCUUAUUUUUAAAAUCAGCAGUGGAAGGAUGUAUAUAUAACAUGAAUUCAUGCCCAUUCAUUCACACAUUUUGCUUGUGUAUAUCUGCCAGGUAGUGUGUUUAUAAAACAAACUUAAUUAGACAAAAGUAAUAAUCCACCCAAAUGCAUCCAUCUACCCAGAGUUAGACAAUUAACAUUUUUGUGUUGAUUCCCCUGGAUAUCUUUCUGUGCAUGUGCCCGUAUACAUGCACACAUAACAACUAUCUAAAUGAUUUUCAUAAAAAUUUUAAAAAUAUAAUGUAGACGUAUUUUCAAGAAUGUGUAUAUAUCUCUCUUACUGCUCUACGGUAUUUGAUUAUAAGGAAGAUGUACAAUAUUUACUCAUGGUCAUACAGUAUAGGCUGCUGCUUAUGUUUUUGUGUGUAUUACUUUUAUUCCUUUUGUCUUUCUGCUAAAUUUUUAGAUGUAUAACUUCUGUCUGAGUUACGGAGUAUACAGAUAUAAGAUUUUAAGCUAAAUUGUUAAAUUGUCCUUCACCAAACUAUUCCUGUUUACACUGCCACCACUAGUGCAUGAGAGUGUGUUUCUUCACAGGUUCAAAAACAUAGAAUAUUAUCGGUCUAAUAUUUUUCAGGGACAGCCAAAAAUUUAUUGUAUUUUUAAAAUUUUUAAUGGAAGUGAGUAUAUUUCAAUAUGUUAAUGGCUGUUUGUACUUAUGACCUUUGUGCUUUUUCUGUUGAGUGUUCAUGUCUAUAAAUUUGCAAUAGCUCAUAUUAGGAAUCAUUAAUUCUUUAUUACACACGCUGCAAAUUUUUUCCUUCUGUCAUUUAUUUUAAGCUUGCUUAUAAUAUUACUGUUUUAUGACUUUGUUUUUAUGUAAUCAAAUCUGUUGACCUGCCUUAUAAUUUUUGCCUUUGAUAUCAUGAAGAAUUUUCCCUGUUCAAGAUUAUAAAAAUACUCACCCGUGUUUUCUUCCGAUAGUUUUAUGAUUUUCUGUCAGUCUUUAAUGCAGUUGGAUAUUAUAUUAAAGGGUGAGGUAAAAAUUCACAAAUUUUUACCAAGAUCAUCUAGUUGCCUGUAAAACAUUUCCUCUUUUCCCUUACUGAUCUAAAGUGUAAUCUCCACUAGAUAAUAAAUUUUUAUAUUUGAUAUUUAUGAACAUUAUUCAGUUCCACUUAAUGAUUUUGUCUAUUCAACUACCGUUACUAAUUUAAUGACUGUUGUUUUAACAUUGAUUUAAAAUACUUGUUUUAUAAUUAAUAUGCAUUUUCCUGAUAUCUAAUGUCGUGUUAUGCCCCAACACAGACACCCUUAAUACUCAUUUUUUUCCAGAGUUUUCUGUACUCUUUUACACAUAAGCUUUAGAAUUAUUCAAUCUUCUUUCAAAUAAAAAUCCUAUUGGCAUUUUGAUUGUACUUACAUUGGCUUACAUAGAUUGGCAUAUAAGAAAUCAUGGAGCUUUUACAAUGAUGAAUCUUCCUAUCCAAAAAACAAUACUGUCUGUCCUCUUAUUAGAUUCCUCUCACAUGUCUUUCAGAAGUUUAAAAGUUAU